Molecule: messenger RNA, 1902 nt
Organism: Anthostomella pinea
Lineage: Eukaryota; Fungi; Ascomycota; Sordariomycetes; Xylariales; Xylariaceae
Source: the annotation of a GenBank genome assembly
AUGCCGCCUAGUCGAGGUGCCACCGGCACUACCACAUCAACGUCCUCAUCCGGCGACUAUCCUCCGCCCGUUGCCCGUACCGAACCGCCGAACUUGACACCGAGGACAACUCCCCCGGAUGCCUCCGCAAUGGUACCCUUUCUUGCUCCGAGUGGCAUCCAAGAUGAAUCAGAUCGAGAUGUUGGGACUAGGCCCGGUGCCGGUAUGGGUAUGGAUCUGGAUACCGACAUGCGCGGGCGUGGGCCAGACGAUUACGCGAUUGAGUCAUUGGCGUCGUCUAUCAUGGAGGAUACAACAGAGGCCACGACCGAAACAUUCUACAUUGGAGACCAACAAGGAAUCGGCUACAUACUCGACAUCGUGGGCGAGCCCGGCGGCAUCUCGCAGCAUUACGGUCUGCCAUACAUGGUCGCUACACACGAUCUGGCACCCCAAGACGUUGCAUACCUCCGAGCCAAGGGCGUCUUCUCGGUCCCCAGUGAGCCGGUCUGCCAAGCUCUCCUGACUGCGUACUUCUACCACGUCCAUCCGAUAUUGCCAGUAGUUGACGCCGCAGGCGUGCUCACAUCGUUCCGCAAUGGUGGAGCUUCUGCGGUCAAUCUUCUUUUGCUGUGGAGUAUGUUUUCUGUGGCGGCUAACUAUGUUGAUAAGACGGUGGUCCGGCAAGCUGGUUACGAAUCGCAUAAGGAGAUGAAGAAGUCCAUGUUCACCCGUGCCAAGUGCUUAUAUGAUAAUGGGUGCGAAGAAGACCGGAUAUCCAUAAUCCAAUCCGUCAGUCUACUGGCUUUCUGGUACUCUGACUUGGGUGAGCGUACAGAAUCGUGGCACUGGAUGGGCAUUGCCAUCAGUCUAUCUCAGACUAUCGGUCUGAACCGGGAUCCGGAUCGUGGCCAGUACAAUACGCGCCUCUCAGACCGGCAGCGCCAGCUUUGGAGGCGUAUCUGGUGGAGCUGCUUCUUCCGUGACCGCUGGCUGAGCCUCGGCAUGGGCCGCCCCAUGCGCAUCAACAUCCGGGACUGCGAUACUCCGAUGCCAUCAGCGGAGGACUUGACAGACGACGUGGACGAGUUGUCGCCCGCGAUUCGGGACAAGUAUAUACCGUCUGACUUCAGCCAGCUCGCCGAUCACUGGGUUGCGCUCCUCCACCUCAGCAAAGCCCUGGGUUCGAUCUUGUCCGAAAACUACUGUCCGACCGGCCCGCUGCCCUCGCGCACCUGGAUUGAGACAACCGAGCUGGAACUUAUGCGUUGCAUGGCGACGGUUGGCGACCGGCCUCCAGGUGCCAGCCCGGCUCUCUCGUUCUAUUCUUAUCACCUGCGGCUUCACUUCAACGCUGCAACGAUUGCCUUGUGGCGCCCCUAUUCCAACAGGGUCGCAUCGGGGUUCCCCUUCGAGAAGGAGGGCACCUGGUUCGCAGCCGUGAACCAGAAGAUCCGCACAGCCGCCGCGAAUUCGAAUACUAUGUUGGACAAGAUCAUCAGUGAUCAACUUAUCGGCCACAUAGGUCCCAUGACCGUACCGGUGCUCGUGCCGGCCAUGAACAGCCACCUCCUCGAGUCCAAGUCGACCGACCCGCUCAUAAGGCAGUCGAGCCUCAACAAGCUCGACCUCUUCAUGAUGGUGCUGAAGAAGAUCCAGGACGUGUACUCCUCGGCGACCUUCAUCCACGGCCUGUUUCUGCAGGCCAUCGAGAAGCUGAACUCGCCGCAAUACUCGGCUGCGAGUACGCCCCAGCGCUUUUCGCUGGCGGAGAACUCGGCGGCUGCGGCGGCGGCUGGUGAUUCGGGCAUGCCUAUGGACACCUUCUGGCAGAUUGACGACCGCAUUUCGGAGUUUUGGGAUUCAAUGCCUGUUUUUGGUGGGACUGGGACUGACGUGAAUGGGAGCCCGGCUCAACGAUGA